Messenger RNA from Trichogramma pretiosum, 2055 nucleotides. RefSeq names its product ATPase family AAA domain-containing protein 2-like. Gene Ontology annotation, cellular component: nucleus. The coding region runs from base 1 to 2055 and encodes 684 amino acids. The record is from RefSeq and is a predicted model, not a curated record. Gene Ontology annotation, biological process: positive regulation of transcription by RNA polymerase II. NCBI's taxonomy places the organism in Eukaryota, Metazoa, Arthropoda, Insecta, Hymenoptera, Trichogrammatidae. Gene Ontology annotation, molecular function: ATP hydrolysis activity; ATP binding; histone binding. The transcript has 6 exons.
AUGGCCGGAGUCAAGGAUUUUUCUUGCAUCGGCGGUCUGGAGAAGCACAUCAGAAUCGUCAAGGAGAUGGUCCUCUUCCCGCUGAUGUACGGCGACAUUUACGCCAAGUUCAAUCUGCGUCCGCCCCGUGGACUCUUGUUCUACGGACCACCAGGUACCGGCAAAACCCUGGUGGCCAGCGCGCUGGCGGUCGAGUGCAGCAACUCGGAGCGCAAGGUCUCGUUCAUCUCGCGCAAGGGCUCCGACUGCCUCAGCAAGUGGGUCGGCGAGAGCGAGAAGAAGCUCCAGAAGAUCUUUCAGAUGGCCACGCAGAGCCGGCCCUGCAUCAUCUUCUUCGACGAGGUCGACGGACUGGCGCCGAUACGCUCGAGUCAUCAGGACUUUGUGCACGCCAGCGUCGUGUCGACUCUCUUAGCCCUCAUGGACGGGCUGGACAACAACUCGGAGAUCAUCGUGAUCGGCGCGACGAAUCGCCUCGACGCCAUCGAUCCGGCUCUGAGGCGUCCGGGUAGAUUCGAUCGCGAGCUCUACUUCCCGCUGCCGUGCUUCCCAGCGCGCAAGGAGAUCCUCUCGAUUCACGUGAAAAGCUGGAAGCAGCGGCCACCCCAGAAGUUUCUCACCUAUCUGGCCUCGAAGACGGUGGGCUUCUGCGGCAGCGAUCUGCAGGCGCUGUGCACCGAGGCGGUGAUGUGCUGCGUGCGACGCAACUAUCCGCAGAUCUACGCGACCAAGUCCAGGUACCACAUCAACGAGAAAUCGCUCAAGGUCGAGAGGAUCGACUUCGUCAAGGCCCAGCAGAACAUCGUGCCGGCCUCGCAUCGCAUAGCCAUCGCCCCGGUCAGGGUACUGCCCCCGGAGAUUCGACCUCUGCUCGAGGACCGGCUGAGUCAGAUCGUGGCGACGCUCUGCGCCGUCUGUCCGCCGGAAAUGAUCAGCGUCGCAGCCGUAGCCGCCGACGAUGGGAGCACCACGACGAGAUCGUCCGCCUACUCGACCAACUGUCCGCGGCUGCUGCUCUGCGGACUCGACGACUGUCACACGCGCCACCUCGGCCCGGCGGUGCUGCACACCCUCGAGCAUCUGCCCUGCCACAUACUCGACGUGACGACCCUCUUCGAGGAGACGGGCCGCGCCGUCGAGGAGUCCAUGAUACAGAAGGUCAAGGCUGCCCGUCACACCUUGCCCUCGCUGCUCUACGUGCCCGACGUGCUGUCCUGGUGGGAUCUCGUCGACGAGGUGGCGCGUGUCGUCUUCGUCUCGCUCAUCAAGAGCUUGGAUCGUUCGGUGCAUAUACUCGUUCUGAUGACGGCCAGGUGCAGCCGAGAUAAUUUACCCUUCGAGAUCGCGGAUCUGUUCACCGAGUAUCAGGGCGAGACGUUCGAGGUCGAGUCGCACGGCGCCGCCGACCGGGAGAAAUAUUUUCACGAGCUGUUCGCGCGAGCGACGUCGGGCUCGGACAGCGCGUCCAACAUUUCGUUCAACGGAGAGACGCAAGAUAUAUUCGCCACGAAGAGGUCGAAGAGGUACAACACGGAGAGUUUAGGAAGAACCAAGUCGGCGACCCUGAGCUUUCCCAGCAAGCGAGAAUGCAGCUACGGAGGCGGCGGCAGCGAGAGGCCCCUGGCCAAGCGUCAGCGACUCGGCGGUGGCUUCAACAGUCUGGCCAACAGCAAGACCCAUCAACAGCAGCAGCAGCUACAGCAGCCAUCACCGUAUCAGCUUCGAGGACAACAGAUCAACAACAACAACACCAGCAGCAACAAACUGACGGACGAGCAGAUUCAGGAGCUGAUCAGGCGCUGCGUGAGGCUGACCGAGGGCUGGCUGUGUCUGCAGCUCGAGACGCUGUGCGCCAGCCUCGAGGCCACCAUGGUCAAUCAUCAGGACGGCACGGAGAUACACGGCCAGCUGCAGGACUGCCUGGCGAAUUUCGAGAGGCAGCAGUCGUCCCGCUGCUCCGGCGAUCAUCUGCAUCAUCGUGGCCACAACAACAACAACAAUAAUAAUCUGCAUCGUCGGUUCGAUUCGACAAAGAACCUGUCGGUGAUCAGCUGA